Pelecanus crispus (Dalmatian pelican) is the source of this 1032-nucleotide messenger RNA. Lineage: Eukaryota; Metazoa; Chordata; Aves; Pelecaniformes; Pelecanidae. The record is from RefSeq and is a predicted model, not a curated record.
UGUGGAUCUGUGAAGCGCUUCCCUCCGAUGUGAAUGCAGUGUCCCCUGUGGGAUGCAGUAGGUGAUGCCCAGCUCUACUGCAAUGGCAAUUGGAGCUCUCUCUAGUUCUCUUCUCGUAACCUGCUGCCUCAUGGUUGCCCUCUGUAGCUCCACCAUACCUGUACAAAAGCUGGCCAAGGCUCAAGACAAACAGGAGAUAAAGGCAAGCCAGGAAAAGAGGGAUCACACGUCUACAAGGGACAGCCAGACAGGCCCGGGGAAAAUGAAUGAGAUCGGCAGGGGAAGGGACUGGAAGAGCAAAGGAAACAGGAACUACUCGAACAAGGAAUCUUGGACUAAGCAAAAGCAGGCUUGGAACAGCCAGGGGACGAGCAGUAAAUCCGGGAGCAUUCAAGUGCAAGAGCAAAGGGACGCCGUUCCUGAGGAACCUCAGGUGGCUGAAGAUUUGCCUCUCCCAGAAGCUGUCGCGAGCGUCACUCCCGAGCCUCCGGAGGAGUACGCCUAUCCGGACUACCGUGGGAAAGGCUGCGUGGACGAGAGCGGCUUUGUCUAUGCCAUCGGGGAGAAGUUUGCGCCGGGCCCCUCCGCCUGCCCCUGCCUCUGCACUGAAGAGGGUCCGCUGUGCAUCCAGCCCGAGUGCCCCAGGCUCCACCCUCGGUGCGUCCAUGUGGACACCACGCAGUGCUGCCCGCAGUGCAAGGAGAGGAAGAACUACUGCGAGUUUCGAGGGAAAACCUACCAGACCCUAGAGGAGUUCAUGGUUUCUCCGUGUGAGAAGUGUCGCUGUGAAGCCAAUGGUGAAGUGCUGUGCACUGUCUCAGCUUGUCCCCAGACAGAGUGCGUGGAUCCCGUGUAUGAGCCUGAUCAGUGCUGUCCUAUCUGCAAAAAUGUCAUCGUGGUGUGCUUCAGGGUUGAUCGUUGCAGUGAUGACAUCAAUGACAUCGUGUUAGUGACCCAAAAGAGCUUGGGUGAUGUACAGGGAGCUCAGCCGCAGAACCUGAGUGGUGGGGAAGGUGGAGUUGUGGAAAGCAU